Mesorhabditis belari is the source of this 348-nucleotide messenger RNA. NCBI's taxonomy places the organism in Eukaryota, Metazoa, Nematoda, Chromadorea, Rhabditida, Rhabditidae. The record is from the annotation of a GenBank genome assembly.
AUGCCUUCUAAAAAGUCAGGUCGUAAAACAAAAGCCGUUGCUUCGAGGAAGCCUGAGGUUGCGGAGAAAAAGGAGAAAAUCUAUUUUGAAGAUGCUUCCACUUCAUUGCUUGAACGGAAACGAGAAAACGAUAAUGAGGUGAUUAAAAGAGUGCGUGAGAUGAAAAAUCAAUUAUUCCCGAGCAACAAUGGUCCGGGUGAGCGAGAGUCGACAGCUCCAUCUCCAACAAUCAAUUUAAUCACAAAUCCUUCAAUGGAUCAAGUCGAAACUCCGAAACUCUUUCAACAGGCAAAAGAAGCGGGAAACGAGCUGACAGAGGCUUUCAAACGAAUAGCCGAUCAGUAUAAU